GAGUUACAGGCGCCAAUACGGAGAUUUCAGAAAAUGUGAUAUGAAGGUAUCACAAGUUCACAUAUUGAAUCAAGUCGAAUUGUCUCAUUAGAUAGACAUGUCUCAACGGGCCAGACUGGCAGCGCCGGGUCCUCCGAUGCCCGGAGUCGGGGUCGCGCGGACGCCGACCGGGAUUACCUAAAGAGGCAAUCAUACUCACAGAGACAAUCAUUCGACAACGCCGAGCGGAUGAGGCUAUUGUGCGGGAUCCAUCGGCAGCGUCUUUUAUCAUUAAUCGAAUGAGACGAGGAGCCGUUCAUGAGAAGAGCAUUGAGCCGCUGAGAGUAUUAUAUAUUACCUUGCUCCUCCCACGUCGUUAUCGAAUGCUUGCAUCCCAGUAUUGCCAGAGCUGUUUUAUGUCACGUUGUUACAUCACUGACUUAGACGUACGUGUGUUCCACGAUUUCAGUAAAGUCAUAUCUGGGUCCAUCGUUCAAAAGGACGACUUUGAAAUAGAGAAAGAAUGGCGUUGGCAGAUAAACUAGACGUUCGUCGCAUCGCCAUCAUUGGUGCUGGCCCAAGUGGCCUCGCAGCGGCCAGGUAAUCACUGAUACCACUUACACAUCCAGCCCGGUCACUGACCCUUACUCUAGAUACCUUCUUGCAGAGAAAAACUUCUCCAAAAUCCGAGUCUUCGAGCAACGUGCCACACCAGGAGGUGUUUGGAACUAUACACCCCUAGCCCGAGAACAAGGCUUUUCAGUUCCACGAACCCAGCCUAGUUUCACCCCAGAUCAAGCCCUAUGGCCUAACGACAAUGGCGAUGUUGAGUUCAUGUCACCCAUCUACGACCUCCUUGAGACAAACAUUCCUCAUUCUCUCAUGAGAUACUCUGAUAAGGAGUUUCCUCAAGGCUCAUCACUGUUCCCCCGACAUAGCGUUGUGCUACAGUACCUUAAGGAAUAUGCCCAGGAAAUCAACCCUCACAUCUCAUACCAGACACAGGUGCUGAAUAUUGAGAAACCUGAUCCAAGCCGUUCUCAACCUUGGACAGUUGAGGUGCUCGAUCUCAAAGCCAAUAAGGUCAUCAAAGAUGAGUAUGACGCUGUUGUAGUGGCGAGUGGUCACUACAAUGAUCCAUUCAUCCCCGAUAUUCCUGGCCUCGUCGAUUUUGACAAGGCAUACCCAGGGGCUAUAUCACAUUCCAAGUUCUAUCGACGCCCGAAUGACUUCAAAGAUAAGAAAGUCAUUGUUGUCGGAAACUCUGCCUCUGGAGUCGACGUGAGCGCACAACUCUCUACUGUUGCAAAGCAGCCCAUCUUUGUCUCUGAAAAGGAGAAGCCCACCGUGAUACCACCCGCCAAAGAGCCAUGGGCAGCUGGCGUUCCCGAGAUUGUCGAGUUUCUCCCUUCUCAGCGUGGUGUUCGCUUCGCCAACGGCCAGAUCGAGAACGACAUUGAUGCUGUCAUAUUCUGCACUGGUUUCCACUACUCGUACCCCUUCUUGAAGUCUCUUGACCCAACUGUCGUUGUACCCAGUGGAGGCCAUGCGGCACAUCUCUGGGAGCAAAUUCUCUACACCGCGGAUCCUACUUUGUCAUUUCUCAGUGUUCCACAGCGAAUUGUUCCAUUCCCUAUUGCUGAAGCCCAGAGUGCACUAAUUGCUCGCAUCUGGUCUGGGCGCCUGAGCCCCCCUUCAGAAGCUGCUAUGGAAGCCUGGGUACAGGAGCAACACGAAAAGAAAGGAGAAGGCAAGGCAAUUCAUGUCAUGGCGUUCCCAGAAGAUGUCGACUACAUCAACCGUUUGUACGAACUGAGCAAAACCGCGACCAAGGCCCCGGAGCUCGGCCUCGAGAAUGAUGGCGAGGGCAAGAGACCGCCUUACUGGGGACUAGAUAAGCGAUGGGUGAGGGAGAGAGUACCUAAAAUCAAGUUGGCGAGCAGAGCAGCGGGUGAUAAGAGACAUGAAUUGAGGACAUUGGAAGAUCUCGGAUUUGAUUAUGAGGAGUGGAAGAGGACGGUCGAAGAGGGGGAGAAGUUAUUUUAGACUCGAUCCCGUGAAUUUCUUGACUCUGAUUGAAAUCGCUCGAAUCAGCCCAAGCUUAGCCCAAGUCGUCGUGGUAAUAGUCUUCGUUAUGAGCUCCCCAAAUCAUUGACUAAUCUCAUCAAUGAUACAGUUUGGAGCCAUGACAACAUUGCGUGGAUCUACACAAUUCACAUGCUAACGCAUCGAUAUUGUUUAAAACAAGUUCAUUGGCAGCAGUCUAAUUACAAACGCUCGUAUGUUUAAUAUCCAAUAAUAAGUGCUCAUAUACCAAAAAGCAGUUUCGUUUCAUGACUGCGGGUAUGUUGAAAUAUCCUUAAUAACACAAUAACAACAUGAAACGCCGUUUUCAGUUGUCCGUCGUCUUUUCGUUACCUGUCGUGACACCCUCUGCGGCAUCGACCUCCUCCUUCUCAUCAUCGCGUCGCUUCAGUGAUUUGAGACCUGUUUUGUGCUCCUUAUGCUCCUUACUGAGGUUGACUUGCUUGAUCAUCAGACUGAUGAUGAGCGACAGGCCUGCAAAGCAUGCAUAGACGAUGUACAUUGUUUGCAGACUCUUCCAGAAUGCUGUCUUGGCAACCCUACCAUCGUGGCCUGUCAGGGAGCCAACGAGCUCGACGCUGCCUGCUGCAUUGGAACCGGAGAGUCUAUCUGCGAGUUCGGAACCGAGUUCUUCCUUCAGUCUGGGAUACUGGCUCUCCAUCUUGUUGUUGAAAAUGACACCUCCUACCACAACGGAGAUUGAUGUGCCCAAUUGACGGAUGAAGGAGAAGCAUGAGGUUGCAGAACCAAUGUCUCGAGGCUCAACAUUCGUCUGGAGUGCAAUCAGAGGAGCCUGGAAGUUAGGACCAAUACCGAUUCCGGCGACGAUCUGGAAAAUGAUGAUCUUCGCCCAGUUGGCGCGCGGUUCAAGGUUGAUAAAAAGACCGAAGCCAAUGACAGUAAUGAUCAAGCCCAAAACGAUAACGAGCUUGUAAUUGCCUGUCUUCUUGAUGUAGAUUCCAGCCCCAGCCGACACAAACGACAGGGAGAGCACAUAUGGAAGCAGAUAAACACCAGAGAGCAACGAAGAUGCGCCGAGGACUCCCUGGUAGUAGAGUGGAAGCCAGUAACUGCCUGACAUGAAAACAAAUGCGUGAGUGAAACCAACUCCAUAAGAUGCAACACUGUUUUGCGUGUGAAAGAGACGAAUAGGGAGAACGGGAAACUUGGCGACUUUCCACUCGUAUACGAGGAACAGACCAACGACAAAGAUGCCAAAGACGAUGAGACAAAUCGUCGUAGCGGAGUCCCAGGGGAAAGAAACACCACCAAGCUCAAGUCCGAGCAACCACAUAAUGGUACCGCCAAUGAUGAGGAUACUGCCAGGCCAGUCCAACGCCAAUAGACCCUCUUUCACCGGUGUUCGUGGGUUGUGGAGCUUCAGGACGAAGACAAGGAUAACGAUGGCAACGGCUGAGAUGGGAAGGUUGAUGUAGAAACACCAUCGCCAGGUGACCUGGCUUGUGAAUACACCACCGAGAAUAGGGCCAACCGCAGAUGCUAAAGCCCAAACCAUACCCAAAAUACCAAAGUACAUUCCACGGUUUCGCAUAGAGAAAAGGUCGCUAAUGGCGAUAUUCGGUAGAACGAUGAGACCGCCUCCACCAAUGCCUUGAAUGGCACGCGAAGCGAUGAGCAUUGGCAUGCCAUUGCUAAUGGCACACAGCAGAGAUCCAAUCCAGAAGAUGACAGCUGCAGCAAGAAGAACAGGCUUGCGACCAAAGAUAUCCGAGAUCUUGCCCCAUGUCGGCACGAAUGCGGCGUUGCCCAACAGAUAUGCACUUCCUAUCCAGAUGUAACCCUGACUAGAGUGAAACUCGUUGGCAAUAGUAGGAACGGCUGUGGUAAUAAUGGUCGUAUCCAAAGCGGCAAGGAAGAGCGCAAGACAUAAAGCACCAACUACCAAGAUUGUCUCCGACUUGGUCCGUCCGGCCUCGGGGUCACCGGCCUCAGGUGCUCCGGGAGAUGGGUUACUGCCGGCCGGUGUCGUCUCCGCUCCUUCGGAAGUUGCUUCGGCCGCUGUAGGGUCUUGGGAGUGUCCAUUCGCUGCAUGAGCUCCAUCUCGUUCAACAUCAAGAGUACUAUCUGAGCUAGUCCUCCGCUCUGGUGUUGGUGGUGAAGCGGCCAUUGUUGCGCAAGAAAGCCCAAAAGGCUAGAUGUAAAGAUAAAACCCCUACUUCCCUUCACCUAUUUGAAAUGAUUGAAAGUCGUCGACGUAGUAGCUGUAAAGAUCCUUGUCCGGAAGCCGGCGUUGACCGCAACGGCGAUUGCUAAUCAGGAACCUGUAGUUUUCUCAAUACAGUUAUAUUUGGCUUGGUUACUCUGCGUUCACCUUACGCCAGUGAAAGAUUUUCAUACGAGGAUCCUGGUCAAAAACGGGAGAAAGAGAUUGAGUUGAGUUGUUGUAGUCAAGUGCAUUGUGAUCCUUUCUCCGAAAACGGGGACCACGCACGCAACAACCAUGACUACCGUAUUCAUUAAUUAAAUCCGAGGCGCGAGGGCGAGGCCAGGAACUUUUUCGAGCAAUUCGGCAAAAGGAGCCGUCUGGUCUCUUGGAGGGUGGAGAAAUAAUUCCAC
Fusarium odoratissimum NRRL 54006 is the source of this 4641-nucleotide messenger RNA. RefSeq lists its product as uncharacterized. Bases 814 to 2025 code for a protein of 403 amino acids. The transcript is spliced from 2 exons. NCBI's taxonomy places the organism in Eukaryota, Fungi, Ascomycota, Sordariomycetes, Hypocreales, Nectriaceae. The record is from RefSeq and is a predicted model, not a curated record. Gene Ontology annotation, molecular function: N,N-dimethylaniline monooxygenase activity; NADP binding; flavin adenine dinucleotide binding.